This is a messenger RNA of Gymnodraco acuticeps, 998 nucleotides long. It is a transcript of the gene naa50, whose product is annotated as N-alpha-acetyltransferase 50, NatE catalytic subunit. The record is from RefSeq and is a predicted model, not a curated record. Bases 246 to 752 code for a protein of 168 amino acids. Gene Ontology annotation, molecular function: acyltransferase activity, transferring groups other than amino-acyl groups. The transcript has 5 exons. NCBI's taxonomy places the organism in Eukaryota, Metazoa, Chordata, Actinopteri, Perciformes, Bathydraconidae. Gene Ontology annotation, biological process: mitotic sister chromatid cohesion. Gene Ontology annotation, cellular component: NatA complex.
GCCAUAAGACCGUGGAAAGAAGAAGGAGCCGUGUUUGUGCGCAUGCGCGGGGUCAGGGUUGACAGUUUCCAGUCGUGGAAAGAGUGCGGCGGCUAAGCUAAGUGCUACCACCGCAAAACUAGCUACAUGUGGAGGGUAAAACGGGAGCCAUCCCCGACCCUUACUCUGUCAAAACCCCUCCUUUUUUACCCAGAACAACUCUAAAGUUCAGCAUCAUCGAACAUAAGGGAUAAUAUCUGUUUACAAUGAAAGGCCGGAUCGAGCUGGGGGAUGUUACGCCCCACAACAUAAAGCAACUGAAGCGCCUGAACCAGGUCAUCUUCCCUGUCAGCUACAACGACAAGUUUUACAAAGAUGUCCUGGAGGUUGGAGAGCUUGCCAAGCUAGCAUACUUCAAUGACAUUGCAGUGGGAGCUGUGUGCUGCAGAGUGGACCACUCUCAGAACCAGAAGAGACUGUACAUCAUGACGCUCGGCUGUCUAGCACCCUAUCGUAGACUUGGAAUCGGUACAAAGAUGCUGAAUCAUGUGCUAAACAUCUGUGAGAAGGAUGGCACGUUUGACAACAUUUACCUUCAUGUGCAGAUCAGCAACGAGUCAGCCAUCCACUUUUACCAGAAAUUUGGCUUUGAGAUCAUCGAAACGAAAAAGAAUUACUACAAGAGGAUAGAGCCCGCAGACGCCCAUGUGCUGCAGAAGAGUCUGCGCAGCCCAUGUGCCCCCCCCACCGGAGAGCUUCAGAAGGCAGAGUAGGGGCGCAGCGUUUGGAAAGAGCACAAAUGUGCCGCCUCCACAGAAACAGAACUGUGACAAAUGCCCCAGGGUCGACACAUUCAACACUUUCUUCAAAGGACGCUAAAAAGAGAAAACAAAUAUAGUACAAAAAAUGCUGCAUUUAUUUUGCAAAGAGGUCACUCUUUGAUUUUUGAAUAUUUUAUUGCUCCCCUUUCCUCAUACCAGAUAAUUGAACAUGACAAAAAGCUCAGAAUCCAAAAGUGC